This is a messenger RNA of Strongylus vulgaris, 338 nucleotides long. NCBI's taxonomy places the organism in Eukaryota, Metazoa, Nematoda, Chromadorea, Rhabditida, Strongylidae. The record is from the annotation of a GenBank genome assembly.
AUGAAAAUUCUCACUUUCAUCCUUCUACUUGCCAUUGCAUUUGCGUUUUCAUCGGCACGAGAUUGGAGUUCAUCUGCUGCUGAUCACUGGAUCAGAGGUCGCGCAAGUGGAUGGGGUGGUGUCAGAGCAUAUCAUCCAGGAUAUCCUUCAUACCAGCAGUACGGGCAAUACGGUAAGUUCAAACUUCUUGCCUUAAGUAGUGUACGUAAUUGUAAUAUAUUUUAUAUGGUGUUAAACUUAAUUUAUCUACUUAAGGAUGGGGUGCAAAAUAAUGCGUCAUCAUGGACUACUCAAUACGACACACGAAACCUUCAAAAAUAUUCUUUAAAGAAGUAGAA